Molecule: messenger RNA, 1215 nt
Organism: Arachis stenosperma
Lineage: Eukaryota; Viridiplantae; Streptophyta; Magnoliopsida; Fabales; Fabaceae
Product: serine/threonine-protein phosphatase 7 long form homolog
Exons: 4
Coding region: 1-1215 (404 amino acids)
Biological process (GO): meristem maintenance; meristem development
Source: RefSeq, a predicted model, not a curated record
AUGCGGCGGCAACAGGGCGUGUUACUCGAUGAGCGGUAUGUGCCGUACUUGCAGAUGACCGGGUUAUACCAUCUAGCGAGGCUAAACGAUAGAUGGUUCCGGAUAGAUAAGCCCCUUCUCAGUGCCUUCGUGGAGCGGUGGCAUCCGAAGACGCACACUUUCCAUAUGCCCUUCGGAGAGUGUACGAUCACGCUUCAGGACGUGGCGUACCAGUUGGGAUUGGCAGUGGACGGGCGUUAUGAGACAUAUGGAGAGUGCCCCGAGGGAGCCGAUGAGGACACUGUGCGGCGCUUUGCUCGUACCUAUAUCAUGAUGUUGUUGGGCACUCAGCUGUUUGCCGACAAGUCCGGCAACCGCAUUCACAUCAUAUGGCUUCCGUACGUAGCUAGGCUUGAGGAGAUGGGUUCCUACAGUUGGGGGUCUGUAGCAUUAGCAUGGUUGUACCGGUGCAUGUGCCGAGUGGCGAAUCGACAUGUGGUAAAGUUAGCGGGCCCACUUCAACUACUUCAGUCUUGGAUCUUCUGGCGCUUUCCUAGGUUUAAGCCUGCUGGGUAUGAUACGUGCAGCUGGCCUUUGGCAUCGAGGUGGUCAGGUUACAACCCUUCCGUUAGCGAAAAGGGUCCUAGAGUGCAGAUGUGGAGACUGCAGAUAGACAUGUUACAGCCCAGGGAUUUUAUCUGGAUGCCGUAUAGCUCCCCCGAGGUACUGCAGGUUGUGCAUCCGGAGGCGUUGGAGCCUCGACACACGAUGCUGUGGCGAUCUGUGACGUUACUGAUAUACUUUGCCGUUAUAGAGUGGCAUCAGAUAGAUAGGGUUCUACCACAGUUCGGCGGUGUCCAGCCCCGACCGCGUCCCGCCCUGAACAUCGACUUUCUGAUGUCGAAGGACGGGAGAGGCGGUGAUCAUUGGUUCCCGUCCGCUUUAAAGCAUUGGCAUCUUCAUUGGGAGAGUCGUGCGGACCACGUCCUCCGGUUCGAUGUUGUUGCGGACCCUGGACCGUCGCACACAUACCUAGAUUGGUGGAGUCAGCAUGAAAAGAGGUUCUUGCCCCCAGAGAUGUAUUUGGGGGAUCUGAGGGGCGUUCCUAUUCCUGUGGAGGCGUCACAGAGGGGUCUUGGGCUAGUUCCUGACAUGGAUCGAGUUGACGACGUCCCUGAUAGGCGUCGAAUAGAGAGGAGAGCUCGAGUCGGGACACGACGGAGCCAGCGUGAGUGA